UAUAUAUAUUGCGGAAUGCUAUUUUCAAGUGAAUCAUUAAUUUCCGUAGAAUUAGAUGCAAGAAUGAUGAAACAAUGUUUAGUGGUUGUUUUUUUACCUUGUUUGGGGUUGUUGGUGUUCUCUUGUUGGUUCUUUCAUGUCGGUGUUUCCAAUUCAACAGACACGCUUGUAGUUGGCCAAGAAAUGAGAGAAUGGGAAAAUAUAUCCUCUCCAAAUGGGUAUUUUCAACUAGGCUUCUUCAGCAGCCCUAGUGGAUCCACCAACCGCUACUUGGGAAUUCAAGUCACCACAACACCGAAUAGAAACAAGACGGUGGUAUGGCUUGCCAACAGAGACAAUCCAGUAACGGAUAGCUCUGGAGUACUAAAGAUAACUCAAGAGGGGAAGCUGAUGAUCAAUGACAGCAGAGGGAUCGCCAUCACUCUCAACUCUGAACAGCAGAGGGAUCGCCAUCAAUCUUCUAGUAUUAGCACAAGCGCAACACUUCUUGACUCUGGGAAUUUUGUUUUGAGAUCCGGAGAACAUAUUAUGUGGCAAAGUUUUGAUUAUCCAUCCGAUGUAUGGCUAAAAGGCAUGAAAUUGGGUACGUUUAACUUGAAGAGUGGGGGAAAGCCACAACAUCGGUUUCUCGCUUCAUGGUCAACACUAGAGGAUCCGGAUCUGGGGGGUUUCACUCUAGGUGUUGAUCCAAACAACACAAAACAACUUAUAACUUGGAAAAGAUCGAGAAGAGUUGUUUAUUGGAGAAGUGGGAUGUGGAAUGGGUACAAUUUUAGUUUACUCAAUAAGGAUGAUUUUGCUUUAUUUAAUAUCGAUUUUUACAAUUCAUUCAAAUUCAGUUACUUCUCAAAUGAGAAUGAGAGUUAUUUCACUUGGAACGACACUGAUCCGCAUUAUUUGAUUUGGUUAGAUUCUUCUGGAGCGCUUUAUAUCUGUGAUUAUACUUUUUAUUGCAACAUAAUGGUAAAUUGUGAUCCUGACCAAGGAUAUUUGAAAUCUGGGGGUUGUGUAAACUAUAGCCCAUCCAACUGUAUAGGUGGAGAUGGGUUCAAGGAGACGAGAAAAUCAAUGGAGCUGGAUUGGUACUUGUUUAGUUCAUUUAAUUUGAGCCUCGAUCUUAGUGACUGCAAGGAGAAAUGUAGGACAAAUUGUUCUUGUCAAGGCUAUGCUUCUGUAACUCCAUUAAAUGGGGGGACGUCAGGGUGCGCAUUUUAUCAAGUUUCCGUAUAUACAUGGGAUAUUCAAGAAGUCUUGUACAUUCGUAACAACAACAGUCUUGCAAAAAGUGAGAGUUCAAAUAAUACAACUCUCAACAAUAGGAAGAGGCAUCUAUGGUUGAUUAUUGGUGGACCAAUAGCUUCCCUACUGAUUCUGACUUCGAUCUCAUUAUUGUGCUAUCUACGAUGGAAAAAUCAAUCAUUCAAAGGAGGAAGCAACAAAGUUGGGAUUGUGCAGGGGAUGCAGUUGUUAAUGGAUGAAUUGAAUAACAGUGUCACAACCAUUGAUGAAUUAAGCAAUGCAGGAAAUCUCAUGUUAAGGGAGAAAAAGGAUCGUGAGUUACCAUUUGUCAGUUUUUCUACCAUAGAAAUUGCUACAGAGUACUUCUCUGAGAAAAAUAAGAUUGGUCAGGGUGGUUAUGGACCUGUUUAUAAGGGUCAGUUGGUUAAUGGACAAGAAAUAGCAGUAAAAAGACUUUCUAGCAGCUCAAGACAAGGAUUAGAGGAGUUCAAGAAUGAGGUUAUAUUGAUCUCAAGGCUACAACACUGCAAUCUUGUUAGACUUUUGGGUUGUUGCAUGCAAAGAAAUGAGAGGAUAUUAAUAUAUGAGUACUUACCCAACAAUAGCUUGGAUUUCUUUCUAUUCGAUGUGACGAAACAAUAUUUACUAGAUUGGAAAAUGCGUGUUCGUAUCAUUGGAGGAAUUGCUCAAGGACUAUUGUACCUUCACAAGUACUCCAGAUUAAAGAUCAUUCACAGAGAUUUGAAAACCAGCAACAUUUUAUUGGACAAGGACAUGAAUCCGAAAAUAUCUGACUUCGGCACUGCCAGAAUUUUUUGUGAUGAUGAAAAUCAAGCAAGCACAAAAAGAAUUGUUGGAACACAUGGUUACAUGUCUCCUGAGUAUGCUAUGGAUGGUCUCUUUUCUGUAAAGUCCGAUGUUUUCAGUUUUGGAGUCAUGAUGCUAGAGAUAAUAAGUGGGAAGAAGAACACAAGUUUCUGUCGGCCUGAUCGUGCAUUGAACUUACUAGGAUACGCAUGGGACCUUUGGAAAGAAGGGAAAGGUUUGGAGUUAGUGGAUCAAGCAUUAGUUGAAACAUGUUCCACAAGUGAGGCUAUGCGAUACAUUCAAGUUGGUUUCUUGUGCGUUCAAGAAAUUGCAUCUGAUAGACCAAACAUGUUAGAUAUUGUGUCUAUGCUUACCACUGAAACAAUGGUUUUACCUACUCCUAAGCAACCCGCUUUCUCUAAAAUCAUGGGUGUGACAAAUGUAAGUACGCCUAAAACCCUAGAACUUUGCUCUAUAAAUGAUGUCACAAUUUCAGAAGUAGAGGUUCGAUGACAUUUAUGCCUGUAUAAUGAAUAUUGUCUAUUGAAUAAAUAUAUCAUUGUAAAUGUUGUCAUAAGUUGUAGAUAGAAAUGCUUGAACAGAACAUUUGUGUUUUGUAAUACAACUACAAUGUUGAUUAUGAGAUUGAAAUGAAUGUUGUAGUUUGUAUUA
Molecule: messenger RNA, 2718 nt
Organism: Camellia sinensis
Lineage: Eukaryota; Viridiplantae; Streptophyta; Magnoliopsida; Ericales; Theaceae
Product: G-type lectin S-receptor-like serine/threonine-protein kinase At4g27290
Biological process (GO): protein phosphorylation
Cellular component (GO): plasma membrane
Molecular function (GO): protein serine/threonine kinase activity; ATP binding
Source: RefSeq, a predicted model, not a curated record